AUGACGGAACUUGAGCAUCUCCGCAAUGGAGAUGCCGUUGACGGCGGCCAAGUCAAUGGCAAAGACAGUGUGCUGAAUGGCAGCCCAGUCCAGCAAGAGGAGCUGCAGCCAAGAAGCGAGAUGAGCACCUCCGACUAUUCGAUUCGCGAGACUCCAAUGGGAACAAGGCGUAAGCUGAAGAUCAUCUUCAUGGGCAUGGGCUGCAGUGGCAUCGACUUUGCUCGACAGCUCGAGCGGCGCAUGCAAGACGUCACAUUAGUCAUUUAUGAGAAGAACAGUGACCUUGGCGGGACUUGGCUCGAGAACAGAUACCCUGGCUGUGCUUGCGACAUUCCUAGUGUAUGUUACCAAUACAGCUGGGCGAGGAAACCGGACUGGUCUCAGUAUUACUCUGGCUCUCCUGAGAUACACCAGUAUUUCAAGGACGUGGCCGAGAAGUCUGAUGUCGUGAAGUAUUGCCAAUUCAACCACAAAAUCAUCCAUGCAGAAUGGCUGCAGACGGGCCGGUGGAAGAUCACAGUUAUGCGGAACAACAAUCCCUACGACACCUUUGACGAUCAUGCCGACUUCUUCCUCCACGGAGGCGGCGUGCUCAACAACUGGAGAUGGCCUAGCAUCAAGGGUCUACACUCUUUCAAGGGACCUACUCUUCACACUGCGCGCUGGGAUCACAAGGUCGAGCUCAAAGGGAAACGCGUGCUCCAGAUCGGAAUCGGCAGCUCGGGAGUUCAAGUCAUCCCCGCCAUCAUCGAUGACGUGGAUCAGCUCUACGUAGUGGCACGGUCUUCCGUCUGGAUCACGGCGGGGUUCGCACCCACGUAUGCCGGACAGCAGGGAACCAACUUCAAUUACUCUGACGAGACCAAGGAGAAGUUCCGGUCCGAUGAGGACUUCUAUCUAUCGUACUGCAAAGCCAUCGAGUCGGAGCUCAACGUAAGGUUCAAGUUCCUCAUCAAGGGAUCUCAGGAUGCCAUCGACUCGAGGGAAUACUCCAUCCAGGAGAUGCGACGCAAGUUGGCUCCCAAACCCGAACUGAUGAACAAGAUCAUUCCCACGGACUUUGGCGUCGGCUGCAGACGCCCGACUCCGGGAAAUGGCUUUCUUGAGGCUUUGUGUCUAGAAAAGACCACUGUUCUGACCCAGGAGAUCCGGGAGAUCACACCAACGGGCUUCAUCGACGCCGAGGGGGUGGCGCAUGAAGUUGAUGUUGUGAUAUGCGCAACUGGCUUCGAUACGAGCUUCCGUCCAACAUUCCCUAUCAUGGUCGACGGCAAGAAUGUGCAAGACGCUUUCAAUGACGACACAAUUGGAUAUCUCGGCCUGUCCACCCCCAAUGUGCCAAACUAUUUCAUCUUUAUUGCGCCGUACGGACCCCUAGGACACGGUUCGGUCGUACCCAUGGUCGAGGCAUAUACAAACUACAUCAUCCAGGUCCUCGAGAAGGUGCAGGUCGAGGACAUCAGAAGCGUACGGGUGAAGCAAUCUGUAGCCGAGAGCUUUACCCGCCACGCAGACCUUUACCUCAAGCGCACCGCUUGGUCAGACCCAUGCAGCUCCUGGUUCAAGAACGGCCAGAAGGGCAUGAAACCCCUAUGCUGGCCCGGCUCGCGAGUUCACUACCUUACCAUGUUGCAAAAGCCGAGGUUCGAGGACUUUGACAUUGACUAUCUCUCGGGCAAUCCAUUCAAUUUCCUCGGCAACGGAUUCGACACCCGAGAGUUUGAUGGACGUGAUCUCACGUGGUACUACGGCUUACUCAACGGCGAAGACAAGCAACCGAAAACCGCUCCUGCGCCUGUCUUCUAG
Fusarium fujikuroi IMI 58289 is the source of this 1806-nucleotide messenger RNA. Its product is annotated as monooxygenase-like protein. The transcript has 2 exons. The coding region runs from base 1 to 1806 and encodes 601 amino acids. The record is from RefSeq and is a predicted model, not a curated record. Gene Ontology annotation, molecular function: N,N-dimethylaniline monooxygenase activity; NADP binding; flavin adenine dinucleotide binding. NCBI's taxonomy places the organism in Eukaryota, Fungi, Ascomycota, Sordariomycetes, Hypocreales, Nectriaceae.